Messenger RNA from Capsicum annuum, 2331 nucleotides. RefSeq names its product transcription repressor KAN1. The record is from RefSeq and is a predicted model, not a curated record. Gene Ontology annotation, cellular component: nucleus. The coding region runs from base 463 to 1863 and encodes 466 amino acids. Gene Ontology annotation, biological process: abaxial cell fate specification; regulation of DNA-templated transcription. The transcript is spliced from 6 exons. Gene Ontology annotation, molecular function: transcription cis-regulatory region binding. NCBI's taxonomy places the organism in Eukaryota, Viridiplantae, Streptophyta, Magnoliopsida, Solanales, Solanaceae.
GAUAUACUCCCAAGGAAUUUAACACACAAUAACCCCAAAAUUCUUCUCUUCUUCUUCUUCUUCUUUUCCAUUUCAUCCAUUGCCUUUCUUGAAUUCUUUUUUUUUUUUUAAUUAUUUUUAAAAAUAUAUUUAUAAUAUUCCCUUCUUCUUCUUCAUACUAACAUAUCCACUAUUAAAAGAAGAUAAAAGAACUUCUUUUUCCUCUCACUUUUUUUUUUCCUUAGCUCCCAAAAUCAAACUUGAAGUUUGUACUUCUUUUUGGUUUCUUCCUUUUUCUACAUCUAUUGUUUGUGUUUUUGUUCAACUUUCUGCUAGGGAUAUUAUUAUUAUUAUUAUCAUAAAUUUGGGGUUUUGGUGUUAAAGUUAAAGCUCACUCAAAGCAAAAACAACAAGAAGAAAAAGAAAAGUUGUUACUAUUUUAGAAAAAUAUUAAAGGAAAACAUUCUUGAAAAUCUUGUAAAGAUGCCCUUAGAAGGGGCUUUCAUUGAAACCCCAUCAUCUACAAAGCCAAUUCCUGAUCUUUCUCUCAACAUUAGUCCACCAAAUAGUUUAGACCACCACCACAACCACCAGAGUGGUGGUGGUGGUCGUUGUUGUGUCAGUGAAGUGGGUGAAAAUCAUGAGAGAUUAGUAACGGAGUUCAGUAAGACAACUGGCAGUAGUAAUUGCCUUACUGAACUCUCGUUAGCUCAUCCCACUAACACUACUACUACCACCAUUACCACAACCGUCACCAACGCCAUCACCAAUGAUGACAUGACAACAACAACAAGAAGGGGUACUUUUUUAGACCACCUACCAAGAAACCCUUAUUACAACAACCACCAGCACCAAUACCAAAAUUAUAGCCAUAUGGUUCAACCAAUGAACCAAAUAAAUCAUGGGGUAUCGUCGUUAGAUGUAUCAGACGGUUUACGCCCUAUCAAGGGUAUCCCAGUGUACAAUCACAACCGUUCAUUUCCUUUCUUGGCUUCAACUUUAGACAAAGAGAAAGAUCCAAAGAUGUGUUUUUACCCAUCACCGUCAUCAUCAUCAUCUUCUUCUUGUUCGCCUUCGCCUUAUUUCAAUAGUAGGUUUAAUGGGAUAUCAUCAUCGGCGUAUCACAUGCCACAUCAUCAUCAUCAUCAUCAUCCUCUUCCAUAUCAUCAUCAUAGUCAAUAUGGUCAUGUAGGAGGAUUAGGUCAUUCUCAUCAUGAUAACAUUGCAAAUUCUCAUAGUUUGAUGAGAUCAAGAUUCUUACCAAAACUUCCAACUAAAAGAAGUAUGAGAGCACCAAGAAUGAGAUGGACUAGUACUCUUCAUGCAAGAUUUGUUCAUGCUGUUGAGCUUCUUGGUGGACAUGAAAGGGCAACACCAAAAUCAGUGUUGGAGCUAAUGGAUGUGAAAGAUCUUACUUUAGCUCAUGUCAAAAGCCAUUUACAGAUGUAUCGCACUGUUAAAACAACUGACAAACCUGCAGUUUCCUCUGGGCAAUCAGAUGGAUCAGGAGAAGAUGAUCUCUCAACAAUAGGGUCCACGGGAGGCGGCGACCGGGCGGGUCUAUGCCGGUUUAUGGAUCAGAGAGGAGGAUCAGAUGGAUCUUUACAACCCGAACCAGAUUAUCCGUCUACUGCAACCCAUACUCUUUGGAGUAACUCUUCAAGUAGUAGAGAAGGAUGGUUACAAGCUAACUCAAAUGAUGCAAAUGUCCUUAUGAGAUCACAUAGUUUUCCAUCUCAACAAAGAUUAAGCCACCAAAUAGAGGAAUGUAAUUCAUCAAGGCCAAAAAGCUACAAUAUAAGUUCCAAUUUGGAUCAUCAAAAAAAUCCAAGUUUGGAAUUUACAUUAGGAAGACCAGAUUGGAUUGAAAAGGAGCAAGAUUGAAAAUAUAAAAAUCGUAUCGUUUGAAUCAAAGCAUGAGCAUCUGCUAUUAAGACGAAAUUAUAUAUCACUCUAAUUUGAUCUUGAUUAUUUAGUUGAUCAUUAAAUUUUGUGUAUCUUCUCAUUUUCUGUAAUUUUGAAAUAGAAGAGAAGGUAUUAUGAAUAUGAAAAUAUUAACAGAUUAUAUAUAUAAAAAGAAAGCAAAAAAGAAAAAGAAAGUGGAGAUGUCUUAUUUAUUUAUUACCUUAGGUAACAUAGCUAAUUUAAUUUUAUUUAAUUUUUUUUUUUUAGGUUUUCGAUUUCAUAUUUUAACCUAAGUGGUUAACGUUUUUUUUUUUUUUUUUUUUCAUAUCUUGAUGGUAAUUUUUUUUUUUUAUAUUAUCAGUGUAAUUUUAACUUAUAUUAUGACGUGUCAUUGCGAUGUUUAUAUGAAGUUACACAUAAAUUAAGCAACUUUUGCUUAUCGUUGAA